Molecule: messenger RNA, 1716 nt
Organism: Abrus precatorius (Indian licorice)
Lineage: Eukaryota; Viridiplantae; Streptophyta; Magnoliopsida; Fabales; Fabaceae
Exons: 4
Coding region: 241-1269 (342 amino acids)
Source: RefSeq, a predicted model, not a curated record
UUUUCUUUUUUACCAGUCAAAUAUUUCUUUUUCCAACACACACACUCUCUCUCCCACCCUCUCCCACACUGUCUCUUGACUCAGUUCGUUAGCCGCACUUCCUCUAUGCACAAAAACCCUUCCAUUUUCGCUCCUUCCACUCUCACUCUGUUUUCAUCGUUCACUGCCAUGUGCUCUUAAACCUCCCGGGUUCUUCCUGGACAUCCCAGAACAUUUGGUUCAGUUGUUUUAGCUCUUAAAAUGAAACCACAAACCAAUGGGGUGUCUAGAGCUCAUAAAGCAAACAAUACUCAAGUUGAAGGCCCUAACUGGCUUCUUAUUGCCGCUGGUGCUUUGUUGAGUACAUUAUCAGUUCGCCUUGGUUACAAGUUGAAGCAGGCACUUGACUCAAAGCCGAAGCAGAGUGCUACAACUAUCCAAAAAGGAAAUGGAAAAGCACCCAACACAAGGAACUCUGCAGAUUGCUUUAUGCAGUCUAAUGGAUAUUCCCAAACGCAAGACAAUCUUGGAUGCUUCAAUUGCAUUUCAGGAACUGGAGGUACUAUGGACCUAAAAUGCCCACCAAAUGGCCAGAUUUUGAAUGAAUUUGACAGGGCUCUCCCUUUGGUGACUGUUCCUACUGCUGCCGAAUUUAGCAAGGAAAAUGGUGUAGUCUGGGCAUGCUCUCCUGAUCGUCUUGAAUUGCCUUCAAAGCCAUUCCAUCAUUCUAACUGCUCAGAUUCACCAUGUGUAUCAGAAUCUGGUUCUGAUAUUUUUAGUAAGCGCGAAGUCAUACAGAAACUGCGGCAACAACUGAAGCGAAGAGAUGAUAUGAUACUAGAGAUGCAAGAUCAAAUGGCUGAAUUGCAAAAUUCACUCAAUGCCCAAAUGGGGCUUUCUUCUCAUUUGCAAUUGCAGCUUGAUGCUGCAAACAGGGACUUAUUUGACUCUGAAAGAGAGAUCCAAAGGCUAAGGAAAGCAAUUGCAGAUCACUGUGUUGGACAUGUUCCCCGUGACAAAUUAUCCACAGUCACAGCUUGGUCCGCUGAAAGUAGAAAUGGCCAUUCAAAUGGGCAUCUUGAUGUGGAGAAUUAUUCUGAUACCCCUGAAAAAGUAAAGGAUGAUGAGGAGAGAAUUGAGUUACUGAAAAGGCAAGUAGGAGAGUUAAAAGAGGUAAUUGAAGGAAAAGAAUACUUACUCCAGAGCUAUAAAGAGCAAAAGGCAGAACUGUCUGUGAAGAUCAGGGAAUUGCAGCAGAGAUUGGAUUCUCAGCUGCCUAAUAUUUUGUAGGUGUCAAGUUUGUGAAUACUUUGGUUUACAUUUGACAAAUCUUCACUGUCUUCCUCAUUCUUUAUUUUCUCUGUAAUUACCCAAAUAUAUUUCUAGUUUGUGCAAUGUGUGCUGCGGAGGAAUGAACGAGAGGACUGGGUAUUCAAUCAAAAUGACAAGAUGAAUGCAUUCGGUCUUAGAAAAUAUUACUCUUCUUUUUUCUUGAUUAUUAUCUCAAGUAUGGACUUGCCAUUAUAUAUGUCAAAAUGACAUUUUUCCUAUCAAUGGGUAGUUUCUUGCCGACUUGAUCAUGUUGGGGUAAGCUUUGAGUUGGUUGGCAUUGACAGUCCAUCGGUUGGACAUAUGGUGGUGGUGCCUACACAAUAAUUGUGACGCAGAAGUUAGCCUAACAACCAAAAUAGAAUGAGUGUUUAGAAAGAAAUAGACACUUUAUCCUUUGUUGAAACC